This is a messenger RNA of Exserohilum turcica Et28A, 2586 nucleotides long. RefSeq lists its product as uncharacterized. Lineage: Eukaryota; Fungi; Ascomycota; Dothideomycetes; Pleosporales; Pleosporaceae. The transcript is spliced from 3 exons. Bases 1 to 2586 code for a protein of 861 amino acids. The record is from RefSeq and is a predicted model, not a curated record. Gene Ontology annotation, cellular component: plasma membrane. Gene Ontology annotation, molecular function: calcium-activated cation channel activity.
AUGUCUUCGCAACAAGGCAGCCAUCGCGGAGGUGGAUCCUCACUUUCUGCCCUCGUCUCAACUCUCGUGCCCAGUUUUCUUGUAGCGGCAGUGCUUGUCGGUGCAUUUCUGCUGCUACGCAACAAACAGAGACGUCUAUAUGCUCCACGCACGUACAACGACGCACUCUUAGACGAUGAGAAAACACCGGCAGCAGGACAGAGCUUCCUGGGCUGGGUCAAGAAAUUUACCAGUAUAAGCGAUGAAUAUGUUCUCAAUCACCACUCCCUAGAUGCCUACCUGUACAUGCGUUUCCUCAAGAUGCUCACCUUGAUGUCCUUUGUGGGUGCCAUCAUCACGUGGCCUGUCCUGUUCCCCGUCAAUGCCACAGGUGGAGUUGGCCAGUCUGGCCUGGACAUUCUCAGUUUCUCCAACGUGGACAGUCAGGCGCGCUACUUUUCCCACGCAUUAGUUGCAUGGGUCUUCUUUGGCUGGGUAUUGUUCUUAAUUGGAAGAGAGAUGGUGUACCUUGUCAAGGUCCGAAAAGCCUACUGCCUGACGGCGUGGAACGCGAGCCGCAUCUCCCAGCGUACCGUUCUCUUUACCGAUGUUCCGCAGGCCUCUCUAUCGCUGGCAAAACUGCAAACCAUGUUCCCAGGUGUAGCUCAAGUCUGGCUUGUACCCAAAGUCGACGACUUGGAAGACGACGUCGAAGAACUUGAAAAGACAGUUCCCAAAUUAGAGGCCAGCGAGGUGAAAUUCUUAAAGGCAGUUACCAAGCAGCAACGAAAGAAGGGUGGCGAAAAGAAUUCGUACGACGAAUCAUUGCGACCAACAAACAAGACCCAGUUCCUCAUCGGUCACAAGGUCGACUCUAUUGGCUACUACCGCGAUCAGAUUAAAGAGUUGCUCCCCAAGAUUCAGACGGCACAGCGUUCUCAUCUUGCCGGAAAAGAGAAGCUUGUCACCGCCGUUUUCAUCGAGUUUGAUACCGUCGCAGCGGCAGAAGCCGCCUUCAAGGAAAACCACCAUCGCCGACCUGCCAAGUUCAGCUCCAGACAGAUGGGAGUUUUGCCCCAAGACGUCAUCUGGAAGAACCUCAACAUGGGAUCCAAGAGUCGAUUCCUGCGACGCCUCAUCGCCACCAUUUUUAUCUCGGUCAUGAUCAUCUUCUGGGCGAUCCCUGUGACGGUUGUCGGUGCCAUUAGCAACGUGAACUACCUCACAGAGAAUGUGCCCUUUUUGUCUUUUAUCAAUGACAUUCCUGAUUUCAUCCUCGGUGUCGUCACAGGGCUUUUGCCCGUAGUGGCCCUUGCCAUUUUGAUGGCCUUGGUACCCGUCAUCUGUCGUCUCGUUGCCAAGUUUUCUGGUGCAGUCACCGUCUCUGAAGUCGAGCAACAGACGCAGAAAUGGUAUUUUGCCUUUCAAGUAAUCCAGGUCUUCCUGAUCACAACAUUUACCUCCGCCGCCGCCGCAGUAGCCAGCCAGAUUGUCAACGACCCCAAGAGUGCCAUCACAUUGCUAUCCAAGAACCUGCCAAAGGCCUCAAACUUUUACAUUUCAUACUUUAUUCUCUUCGGUCUCGCAAACGCCUCAAGAUAUCUUUUCAAUGUAAUGGGCUUGGUGGGUGUCCUCAUCCUGAGCAAGUUUGCCAAAACGCCUAGGAAGCAGUACAUGCGCUAUGUGGCAUUUACAGAGCCAUCAUGGGGAGCAGAUUACCCCAAGUGGACAAACUUGGGUGUCAUUGCACUCUCAUAUGCUACCAUUGCGCCGCUCGUCUUAGGAUUUUCAACUAUCGGUAUCGGACUAAUCUAUCUUGCGUACAGAUAUAAUAUGUUUUACGUCCACGACACUCAUGUUGACACCAAGGGUGGUUUUUAUGCGCGCGCUUUGGAGCAGCUCAUGGUCGGCGUUUACAUCGGAGAACUCUGUCUGCUGGGUCUAUUUGGUAUUGGAAUCGGCGGCAGUAUCACAUCUGUUGGACCGACCGUGCUGCAAGUGGUUCUGAUUGGCGCAACCAUCAUCUUCCAACUCUUUAUGAAGCGAAAGAUCAAGCAGCUGGACUUGCUUGAUGAGUCAGACUACCCGAAACAGGAGCAUGAUGCUGAGGCUGGACGCUCGUUGGGGGCUAAACGCAUGAACCCUGGCUACAACAGCGGUCGAUCAGAGCAAGCUCUUGUCUCUCGCUACAAUGAAGAGCAGCGAACUACCAACGGUUCCGAAGCUGCCGGCAUGGCGCCUCCUGCCAACAUGCCACCCCAGCGAUCACUCUUCAAGAGGAUGUUCUUGCCGCACACCUUGUCUACCAGCGAAAUCUCCGCAUCCCUCAUCCCUCGGUUCCAUCAGCCCGUCCCACCAUACACGGAACAAGACGUUCUCGAGGCCUACAUGCAUCCAGCGUUGGCUGAACGCCGAGAAGUUAUCUGGCUUCCGAGAGACCGCGCAGGUAUCAGCAGAAACGAGGUUGCUGGGUUACAGGAGAGCCUCGGUCCAUAUGGUGUUGAGGUCACUGAUGAAGGCGCGACCAUGAAUGAGAAGGGCAAGGUAGAAUUGAACUUUGGCAGUGUACGCCAGGCGCCUCUCUGGGACCACAAGAUUAUUUACUAA